ACCUUUCAUGCAAGAACAUCAAUCUCGAAUCUCAACUUUUUCUGUUUGUUAAGAGAGGCAUAACAACAAGAAGAAUUAUUUAAAAGACACAUAAAUGUUGAGAAAGAAUGUUGAUGAAGAGAAGAAACUAAAAUUGAAUCAACCAAUUCUGUCCAGUGCAAAAAUACUCGUUUGCUCAUUCGUGCACGAGAGUAAAUGAUAAGCGACCAAAGGGGUGAUGUGACCAAGCAGAUUUCAGAUGCUCUUAAUACCAGUCACAGAUUCGCAGCUAGCGCGGGGCUUGACGCCAUGAGAACCUGCAAAAAGUUCUGCAGAAAGCUUCAAGAUCUCAUGGCCGCAGAUCGUCCUAGUUCAAUGCAGGAAACGGAGAAAUCUUCAACUCCAGAAACAGAUUCUCCAAGGAUGACGAUGAACGAGCAAGACGAAGACGAAGAAGAAUUCGCUGCAGAUUUCACUUUUACUGAUGAUGAUGAUGGCGAAGAGGAUGAGGACGAGGACGGUGAUGAUGAUGAUGGAGCGGAAAAAGAGGAGUAUAUGAGAAAUCGAGGAAAUUUAGGGUUAGAUCUGCAAGCUUCGUCGUAUAGAUUCGAUGAAGACGAAGAAAUUAAAGGUGUAUAAAGGAGGAGAUGAGGAGUAGAAAAUUAAAGCAUUCGGCAGAUUUGAGUUUUGAGUUUCCGAUUUCGCCGCCGCCAUUGCCGGAAUCUCCAUCGGAGUCAUGGCUCUCCCGCACUUUGCCUUCAUUGUCUGCUAAAUCUGCACCUUCAACCCCUCGCCGCCUUCCAUUUAGAUGUCCCACGCCCAAACCUUCUGAGGUGAAGAUGGAGAUUUUACUGCAUAAAGAAUGGUGAUAUGA
This is a messenger RNA of Cuscuta campestris, 853 nucleotides long. The record is from the annotation of a GenBank genome assembly. NCBI's taxonomy places the organism in Eukaryota, Viridiplantae, Streptophyta, Magnoliopsida, Solanales, Convolvulaceae.